AGUGGUUGAAUGUGUGAGGGAGCGUGUGUUUACAUCACCUGUCAAAUUGAUGAGUAUUUAAAUUUCGACUUACAAGGUACGAUUACUUACACGUUAAAAUAUGUGUGUUGUUAUACAAUAUGUCAUUUCAAUGUAAGAGAUUGCAAGUAUUGUGGAGAACAUGAUCACAACAACGUACAGUAGCUAGAAAAUGUGUAACAACAACAGCUAGAGUUAGCAGUACAGCUAGCGAUGCAAAAUACUGUUACCGCUAUCUGGCUGGCUAGUUAGCUAAUGUUAGCUAGCUAAUCCAUAUGCAUUAUAGCUGGCUUGUUAGCCGAUUAUCAGUCAACGUUAGCCAGUCAGCCACACUGUUAGUUAGCUGAAUGCCUAACGUUAGCUACAGUAGCUAGCUUAUGUUCAUUAUGUAGCUAGUAAGCUAGCUACUGUAGCUAGCUACCUAGCACAAAAUUGGCUAGCUAUCAUAGAUGAAACAAUAAAUGCUUAGUUAUGCGCAUUAUUCAGCACUGUACUAGUUCACUACCCACUCUACCUGUGUGUGUGUGUUUUACACGUAGUGAACAAUGUGUUGUUGUUUGUUAACUCUGUUUGCAUGUCAACAAUGCUGUUGAUCAGAUUUAAGUUUAAAGCUCAGAGCAGUGUGUGUGUGUGUGCGCGCGAGCAUGCGUGUAUGCUGUAUGUGUGGGCUGUACGUGUGUGUGUGUGUGUGUGUGUGUGUGUGUGUGUGUGUGUGUGCGCGUGUACUGUGAGUCUCAUCCCAACGGGAGGUAGUCGGUGCUCCUUUCUGCUCACAGGCAGAGGGUCCAAUUAGGCCGUCAGGUCUUCAGGGCACACACACACACACACACACACACACACACAGGUGUCCAGGGAAGGGACCAGAACAGGAGGAGAAGAGAGAGGGAGUCUAUCCAUAGUACCAUCUAUUUACUCCUGCUGCUGCUAGCCCCUGGACAUGAACCACCACAGCAGGGGCCUGGGCCCUACCCUUGAGGGCUAGCAAAGUCACUGGGGCUGGGGGGUGAGGUAGCUUGUUGUUUUGGUGUGAGGGAGAGAUAAAAAGAUAACGAGAGGGAGGGGAAGGAAAGAAGGGGGAUGGGGUAGAAGAGGGGAGUAAGCCAGAGAGAAAGGUGAAAGGUGUGUUUGAUAAAUAUUUGCUUGUCAGUGUUUUCCCCUCUGUGUUUGUUAGUAAUGUUUUGACCAGCCCCCACACUGUGCUUUUGGUUCUUCUAUCCUCUGUAUGUCUCUGUCUUUCCCUCCAGGACCAAACCCACAGACUCUCACUGAAGCGAUUACGGUAGCCACCAACAGGACGGACUCUCUGGUAACUGACCUUUUGCAGGUGAGUGCGGGUCUCUCUGGCCAGGAAAGGUGGAUAGCUAUUUGCACAAAGUUUAAAUGCAUGUCUUCCAUUAUAUGUUAUCUCUGUAUUUCCUUCACGAGAUCGAAACCGUACUCUGUUGUAACUCAAGGUUUAGCCUGUAGAUGUGUUUUAGUUGAUGUAUUUUCCAUCAAGGUGUGUGUGGUUUUAAUUGGUGCUGAACCACUACCCUAGUGGGAGUCUCUCUCUCUUCUGGGACUAGAAACCCACUGAGGAUAUAAUACUGGAGAGAACAGUAGGCCUAUAUUAUAAAGAGAGUGCAGUACAUGAGGAGAGGGGUGGUCUAGAGAACACUUUAUCAGGCUAUUAGUGAUCAAAUAAUUGGCUACAGUCAGUAUUUAUGGUGGGCUGUCACACUUGAGUAAGCAGUUUGGGAUCCACAAACGUAUGGCUCAGUGUUUAAUACUAUCCCCUUCCUGUGUCUUUUUCACCUUCUCUUCCAGUGGAAUAACUCUUGAACCAUGAGCUCUGUGGCUGUGUUGACCCCGGAGAGCUUUGCUGAGCACCGCAGUGGGAUCAAAGACCAGGAGAUGACAGGUAUUAUACUGAUCUGGGACCAGUGGAUAGACUCCUAUUUAUUCACCCUUAUUGGAGUUGCCAACAACCGGAUGCAUAUUUGAAUGCAACCUUUGGACAAGAAAACGCAUUUAGGCUUUAGCUAAGUCUGUAUGGAUUUUGGAUUGUGUUUUGUGUGACGGUUUGGCUUUUUCUGCCUUUGAGGUUGCAUGAAUCUCUCUUUCUGCCUUUUUCUACCUCUCUGUUUCCAUGUCUCUGUCUCUCUCCAUCCGUCCACCCCUCCCCUCCUUCAAGGUGGUGUACCCGAGGAUGAAGCCUAUAUCCCCACCUACCUGGAGGCCUUCCCUCCCCUCCCUGAGAAUAAGGGCGCUCCGGGGGACAAGUCUGGAGAGCCUGCCGGGGUGUGGGGCUCCAAGAUCAGACCCAUCAAAGCCUCUGUCAUCACCCAGGUAACGCGCACAUUCGCACAAGCACACGUACACACGGUCUGUUUUGGCCUCACCAUCACACCACCUUCUCGUUCCUCCCCCUCUCCUUCUCCCAGGUGUUCAACGUACCCCUGGAGGAGCGGCGCUACAAGGACAACAGCCAGUUUGGCGACGGGGGCGAGGAGGCCAAGGUGUGCCUGGACAUCAUGCAGCGGACGGGGGCUCACAUCGAGCUGUCGCUGGCCAAGGACCAGGGCCUCUCCAUCAUGGUCACUGGGAAACUGGACUCUGUCAUGAAGGCCCGCAAGGAGAUCGUGGCUCGGCUGCAGACACAGGUUCAGAUUUUAGUUCUUCUAUUUUCUCCUUUUGUUUAUAAACCCAAUCGCCAUCCCCAGGUGCAGAACUUUAUAAAUGCUCUCAAUAUUCAGAUUAGGGUUGGACGGUAUAUCGAUGUAAUAUCGAUCAUAUUUAUCGUUAUUGCGAUAUACAUUCGCGUUUAUCUCUCUCCAUCCAUCCCUCCUCCCCUCUCCCCUCCCUCCACCCAUCCUCCCCUCCCUUGUUCCCAGGCUUCGGCCACGGUGGCCAUCCCCAAGGAGCACCACCGAUUUGUGAUCGGUAAGAACGGUGAGAAACUCCAGGAGCUGGAACUGAAGACAGCCAGUAAGAUCGCCAUCCCCCGAUCUGACGACCCCAGCCUCAACAUCAGGAUCACAGGCACCAAGGAGGGCAUCGAGAAGGCUCGUCACGAGAUACUGCUGAUAUCAGCCGAACAGGUCAGAGGGGGCCAGGGGUCAAAGUGCUGGUGAUGAUGAUUAUGAAGAUGCUUCGGUUUUCAACAAUAUGUUAAUUCUUUUUAUAUACUAAUUAUUAGGGCCAGGACGAUGCCAAUAUCGCGACACUCGUUAGUAUCCUGGCAAGGGGAAAAAAACACGAAGUGGCUUUAACUUCUUUAGGAAAACAGCCCUAAUGUUGGAAACAAACAUCAUUAUGUUGUCAUCCAGAGUCACAUUUAUUUAUUUUCCAAGCUAUAGCACACACUAUUUUACAUACAGCAGGUUUUUAAAGGACAAAAAGAGUUUGGUCCGCUUUGUGUUUUUAUUUUUGCCAUGGAAAAAAUAUUGCGAUACUGGUAUCAUCACAGCCCUACUAAUGAUAUGGCAUGAAACCCAAACAAAAAGACCCAGAUUGAUAUGGUUAUGUAUGGUGUAGAUAUGAUAUGUGUGUGUGUGUGUGUGUGUCAGAUGCAAUACUUGAUCGUUUCUAUAUUUCUCCAUCUCCUGUCCUCCAGGACAAGCGAGCAGUGGAGCGUCUCUCCCUGGAGAAGGUGUUCCAUCCGUUCAUCGCCGGGGCCCACAACCGUCUGGUCCAGGAACUGUGCCAGGAGACGGGGGCCCGCAUCAGUAUCCCCCCGCCCAGCCUGCACAAGGACGAGAUCGUCAUCACCGGGGAGAAGGAGGCUGUCGCCCUCGCCAUCAGCCGCAUACGGGCCAUCUACGACGAGAAGGUGUGUGUGUGAGAGAGAGAGAGCUGACCCGAACUUGACGUCACCACAUAAUAUCUAAGCAAAUGUAUCACUGAAUGACAUUGGCUUACCUUUUGUCACUGUUUGAUGUCAAAGUUGGGUUUGAGAGGGAGCGGGUUGCUUAGGAACCACAAUAAAAAAACCUACACAGGCAUGCUAGCUAUCCACUGUAGGAACCUACAAAACAGCAGGAAGUAGUCAGUCAGUCAUAGAACAUCAACACAAAUUGAUUUUUCUCCCUCUGUAUGUGCCUGUGUGUGCACGCCUGUUCAAAACGCACCAGCCUGGGGGUGUUGUGGUUGAUGCUGGUCUGUAUGGAUCUGUGUGUCUUCGUCUGUUUCUGUGAAACUGUGUCUGUGUUAGACAAUAGAGGUUCAUGGUGAGGGAUGGAGGGAGGGAUGGAUGGAGAGAACCAUGGAGAGGGAUACAUUGUGGAGCUGUAGUGGGUUGAUGAUACAGAGCAGGCAGAGAUAAUGGGUGUGGAUUCUAGUGGAAUAGAAAGACAACAAGAUGGGAAUGCUAAUGUUAUUUUACUGCAUAAAACUGUACUGUAUCUGAGACUAGCUCUCUCUCUCUCACACGCACACUUCGUCUCUCUUUUAUCUGUCACUCUCAAUCUCUUUCCUUUCUCCUCUGUCACCCCUCCAUUUUCCUCCCCCUCACCUCCCUCUUCCUCCCCCUCUCCUUCCCUCCAUCCUCCAGAAGAGAAAGACCACCACCAUCUCAGUGGAGGUGAAGAAGUCGCAGCAUAAGUACAUUGUGGGACCUAAAGGCAACAGCCUGCAUGAGAUCAUGGAGACCACAGGGGUUUCUGUGGAGAUGCCCCCGCUGGACUCCGGCUCGGAGACUAUCAUCCUGAGGGGCGAGCCGGACAAGCUGGGACCUGCACUCACACAGGUCUAUGCCAAGGUGAUUGGAGGAGAAGGAGGAAGUGGGAGAGGAGAGGAGUAAUUAUCUUGUUUGCUGAUUGGUUGUCUGGUACACUAUGUGAGAGAGAGAGAGCUAUACAGCGUGUGCGUGUCUGAUCCCAAUUGCCUCUCUGUCUGCAGGCCAAGAGUGUGAUGGUGGUGGAGGUGACGGCCCCGGCCUGGCUCCAUCGCUUCAUCAUCGGAAAGAAGGGACAGAACAUCGGACGCAUCACACAGCAGCUACCCAAGGUGAGAGAGAGAGAUGAAAGGAGGGACUGAUGGGGGCAGAGAGGGAGAGAGAGAUGAAAUUAUUCAAAAUAAAAUUGGAGAGCGAGGCGGGAUAGGGGGAGAGAUGGAGGGUUGUGGCGAAAUAUUUGGUUGUGGCCAGAAACAUGACUUUAUACAGUACCAGUCAAAAUUCUGGACACACCUACUCAUUCAAGGGUUUUUCUUUAUUUUUUACUAUUUUCUACAGUGUACAAUAAUAGUGAAGACCUCAGAACUAUGAAAUGACACAUGGAAUCAUGUAGUAACCAAUUUUAGAUUCUUCAAAGUAGCCACCCUUUGCCUUGAUGACAGCUUUGCACACUCUUGGCAUUUUCUCAACCAGCUUCACCUGGAAUGCUUUUCCAACAGUCUUGAAGGAGUUCCCACAUAUUCUGAGCACUUGUUGGCUGCUUUUCCUUCACUCUGGGGUCCAACUCAUCCCAAACCAUCUCACUUGAGUUGAGGUCGGGUGAUUGUGGAGGCCAGGUCAUCUGAUGCAGCACUCCAUCACUCUCCUUCUUGGUCAAAUAGCCCUUACACAGCCUGAAGGUGUGUUGGGUCAUUGUCCUGUUGAAAAACAAAUGAUAGUCCCACUAAGCGCAAACCAGAUGGGAUGGCGUGUCGCUGCAGAAUGCUGUGGUAGCCAUGCUGGUUAAGUGUGCCUUGAAUUCUAAAUAAAUCACGACAGUGUCACCAGCAAAGCACCAUCACACCUCCUCCUCCAUGCUUCACGGUGGGAACCACACAUGCGGAGAUCAUUCGUUCACCUACUCUGCGUCUCACAAAGACAUGGCGGUUGGAACCAAAAAUCUCCAAUUUGGACCAGACCAAAGGACAGAUUUCCACCAGUCUAAUGUCCAUUGCUCGUGUUUCUUGGCCCAAGCAAGACUCUUCUUCUUAUUGGUGUCCUUUAGUAGUGGUUUCUUUGCAGCAAUUCGACCAUGAAGGUCUGAUUCAUGCAGUCUCCUCUGAACAGUUGAUGUUGAGAUGUGUCUGUUACUUAAACUCUGUGAAGCAUUUUUUUUGGGCUGCAAUCUGAGGUGCAGUUAACUCUAAUUAACUUAUCCUCUGCAGCAGAGGUAACUCUGGGUCUUCCUUUCCUGUGGCGGUCCUCAUGAGCCAGUUUCAUCAUAGCGCUUGAUGGUUUUUGCGACUGCACUUGAAAAAACUUUCAAAGUUCUUGAAAUUUUCCGUAUUGACCUACCUUCAUGUCUUAAAGUAAUGAUGGACUGUCGUUUCUCUUUACUUAUUUGAGCUGUUCUUGCCAUAAUAUGGACUUGGUCUUUUACCAAAUAGGGCUAUAUUCUGUAUACCCCCCCUACCUUGUCACAACACAACUGAUUGGCUCAAACGCAUGAAGAAGGAAAGAAAUUCCACAAAUAUUAACUUUUAACAAGGCACACCUGUUAAUUGAAAUGCAUUCCAGGUGACUACCUCAUGAAGCUGGUUGAGAGAAUGCCAAGAGUGUGCAAAGCUGUCAUCAAGGCAAAGGAUGGCUACUUUGAAGAAUCUCAAAUAUAAAAUAUAUUUUGAUUUGUUUAUUUAAUAGUUUUGAUGUCUUCACUAUUAUUCUACAAUGUUGAAAAUAAUAAAAAUAAAGAAAAACCCUUGAAUGAGUAGGUGUGUCCAAACUUUUGACUGGUACUGUAUAUUUAGGUGGUCAACAACAACAACAAUAACACCACAUACCCGCCUGGGAAAUGCUUGGCUCAGACACAUGUUUGUCAGUAGCUCUACUAGUCUGACCUAGGGUACACCCUAUCUCUAUAUAGUGCACUACUUAUGGAUUACUUUGAAAAAGCCUGAUAUACCUGCUGCUCUCCAGGGAUUGGAGCUCUUUAUGUCCCUAGCUACAUUGAGACACACUUAGCUCACUGAGCUGACAUAUGGAGGGUGCCAGAACCAGAUGACCCCUUUAAGUGGCUUGACCCCUGACCUUUAACCCCUGUGUGUUUAGGUUCACAUUGAGUUCACAGACGGCGAGGAGCGGAUCUGCCUGGAGGGCCCCACGGAGGAGGUGGAACAGGCCCAGGUUCAGAUACAAGACAUCAUCAGAGACCUGGUGAGUUUGAGCCCCACCGCAGAGCUGCAUGACAGCACCUAGUUCCCACCGCAGAGCUGCAUGACAGCACCUAGUUCCCACCGCAGAGCUGCAUGACAGCACCUUGUUCCCACCGCAGAGCUGCAUGACAGCACCUUGUUCCCACCGCAGAGCUGCAUGACAGCACCUUGUUCCCACCGCAGAGCUGCAUGACAGCACCUUGUUCCCACCGCAGAGCUGCAUGACAGCACCUUGUUCCAACUGCAGAGCUGCAUUUUAACAUCUCACUCUCACACACACAACUGAUCAAUAUUGAUUUAUCGCUCAAUAAGUUUUGUUCAAAUGACAUCAGCCCAGUCUUAACCCUCCAAAGAGCAAGUACAGGCAACCGUAGCAAAGAGAAACUCCCUAGAUAUGAGGACAUCUUGCAAGGAACGAGACCAUCUACUCUAACAUGUAACCCUGUUUCCUUGUGUUAAGCUGGUGAGGAUGGACUACACUGAGGUCAACAUAGACCAACGCUUUCACAGACACCUCAUCGGCAAGAACGGCGCCAACAGUGAGUACACACACCCGCACACACACACCCAGACCCACACACACACACACCCACACACACACACACACACACACACACACACACACACACACACACACACACACUUUAAAUUAUAUAGUAAUGUAAAUCCCAUGCUGUAUUUUUCAGUUAACCGGAUCAAAGAGCAGUACAAGGUGUCGGUGUGGAUCCCCCAGGAGCCGGAUCGAAGCGGCCUGGUCCGGAUCGAGGGGGACCCCAAGGGGGUGCAGCUGGCACGCAGGGAGCUGAUAGAGAUGGUACAGAGGAUGGUGAGGACAGGGGGUAGUAGGGGGGUGCCAACCUCUCCCAUUAAUUUGGGAUAAUGGCCUGGCAACUUGGAUGAAGUCCAUAUUCAGUGGUGACAACUGUCCUUUUCCCUGGGCAGGAGAAUGAGCUUACAAAAGACUUGAUUGUGGAGCAGAAGUUCCACCGCACCAUCAUCGGCCAGAAGGGAGAGAAGAUCAAAGAGGUUCGGGAUAAGUUCCCAGAGGUAACAAGGUUCUAUUUUUUUUGUCCCUUUAUGAUGUUAGGAAUAUAACUUCCCAUUCUAGUGUAAAAUCAGACUUAUUUUGGACGCUCUCUUUCAGGUCAUGAUCAAUUUCCCCGACCCGGCUCAGAAGAGUGACAUUGUGCAGCUGAGAGGGCCCAAGAACGAGGUGGAGAAAUGUGCCAAGUUUCUGGCAAAACUCAUCGCAGACCUGGUACGACCUCACUGAUUCAUGCAUUACUUCCUGUUUACAAUGGACUACUUCUUGGUUACUCACCUCUCCUUUGUUUUUCUCUCUCUCAGAUAGAGAACAGCUUCUCACUCUCCGUCCCCAUCUUCAAACAGUUCCACAAAAACAUCAUCGGCAAAGGAGGUGCCAACAUCAAAAAGGUGAGAGAUUACAUUUGUGUGAAGUCAAAAAGCUGGAUUUGAAGAGUAGGACAAAAUAUUGGUCUAUCUUGAUAGUAUCCAUAUAUACAGAGAAGAUUUUCAAUAUAGGUUAUCGGUUACAAGUUUGCCGUUCUUAUGACGUGUGUGUGUGUGUGUGUGUGUGUGUCUCUGCGUGUGUGUGUAUGUGCGUGAGUCUCACAGAUCCGUGAGGAGACCACCACUAAGAUUGACCUGCCUACAGAGAACAGUAACAGUGAGAUGAUAGUGAUCACUGGGAGGAAGAACCACUGUGAAGCAGCCAGAGACAAGAUCCUAGCCAUCCAGAGAGAACUGGUGAGAGAACACUGUGUGUGCAUCUCUCUGUCUCUCUGUCUCUGUGUGUGUUUCCCUUGUCUCUUGCUGAUUCUACUUUUAUUUAUAUCUCUCUGUUUCGCUCUCUCUGUUUUGAUGAUUCAACCAUUCCCCCUCCCUCCCUUCCUUUCUCUCUCCAGGCCAACAUCAAGGAGUCAGAGGUGACCAUCCCAGCCAAGCUCCACAACUCUCUGAUAGGCUCUAAGGGCUGCCUGGUGCGGGCCAUCAUGGAGGACUGUGGCGGGGUGCACAUCCACUUCCCCUCCGAGGGCUCUGGGUCAGACAGGGUGACCAUCAGAGGGCCCGUCGUAGAGGUAGAGAGGGCCAAGAGACAGCUACUACAACUGGCUGAAGAGAAGGUGAGGGAGGGAAGGAGGGAGAGGAGGGAGGGAGGGAGAGGAGGGAGGGGGAGGAGGGAGGGAGAGGAGGGAGGGGGGAGGAGGGAGGGAGAGGAGGGAGGGAGGGAGAGGAGGGAGGGAGGGAGGAAGGGGGAAGGGGGGACAGAAGAGGUGGAGAGGGCCAAGAGACAGCUGCUGAAGGUGAGGGAGGAGGAGGGAACGGAGAAAUAGCAGGCAGGUCUGUCCCCCACUGCUUAAAGAAUUAGGCAGAAUGUGGAAGUAUUGGUUUCACAUUUUUGGGUUUGAUUGAAUAGCACGAGUCUCUUACACCUCUCCUUUUUUCCUUUCCUCUCUUUCUCUCCUCUUUCUGCUCGUUUUACAGCAAGUGAACAACUUCACGGCGGAGCUGCAGGCCAAGCCGGAGUACCACAAGUUCCUGAUUGGAAAGGGCGGGGUCAACAUCCGUCGUGUGCGGGACAGGACGGGCGCUCGCAUCAUCUUCCCGUCUCCAGACGAGCCGGAGCAGGAGCUCAUCACCAUCGUAGGCAGGGAGGAGGCCGUCAGACUAGCCCAGAAAGAACUGGAGACACUCGUCAAAAACCUGGUACUAGUCCGGAUGAUUUUUGUUGAACAGAGUCAUGCUCGAUAGGGAGAAACAGAAGCAAGAGCUUUAAACAGAGGAGCUAGUCGAGUACCUUAACAUGUUCAAGAGAGAUAUGAAACUGUGGAUAUUAACAGGAUAUAGAAAGGGAAGUUGAAAUUAUUUUGGAAAGAGCUUUUAUUGAUUUGAAUGCAUUAUAUAUAUUUUUUUGUUUGUCUUUAAUUUACAAAGCUCAGCGGCGUGCUAACUACAUUAUUUUUCUACCCCUCUGUCUUACUGAUCCCCCAUCUUCCUCCUCUCCCUCAUAUUCCUUCCUCCUCCUCCCUGUCCCUUCUCCUCCCUCCCCGCUCUCUCUCAGGAUGACAUGGUGGAGGACAGCAUGGUUGUGGAGACGCGGCACCACCGGCACUUUGUCUGCCGGCGGGGCCAGGUGUUGAGGGAACUGGCGGAGGAAUACGGCGGCGUGGCGGUCAGCUUCCCCCGCACCGGGACUCACAGCGACCGCAUCACACUGAAGGGGGCCAAGGACUGUGUGGAGGCAGCCAAACUAAGAAUUCAGGAGAUCAUAGAGGAUCUGGUAGGUACUAGGUUGGUGUGUGUUGGGAGGGAGUGUGUGUGGGGGUCUGGGGUUGUGUGUUCGAUUUAUGUUUAUAAUGUGUUCUGAAGUGUGUAGCCUUGAUUGAUUUAAACUCAAGCCGAUAUGUAAAAUAGUUGGUAAUACCACAUGAACGACAACUCAGUACAGUAGCAAACAGGGGUUUUGUUGCCCGUUGUCUGAUGGAUAGCAUGACAGACUUUAUCUGCCUCUGUCAUCAUAAUGGUCAAGUUCCUCCCCGAUUUUACAGAUCAUACAAUGCCUGGAUAGGUAAUUUAAUAUAUCAGCUAACCAAAUGAAAUGAUUUUUAUCAGGAUCCCCAUUGGCCAAUGGCGGCAGCUAGUCUUCCUGGGGUCCGACAUAUAAGGAGAAAGACAUUACAGACAAAAAGACUACAAUUGACACAUUUAAAACAUGAACAUAGACAUUACAGACAUACAUUUAAAACAUGAACAUAGACAUUACAGACAUACAUUUAAAACAUGAACAUAGACAUUACAGACAUACAUUUAAAACAUGAACAUAGACAUUACAGACAUACAUUUAAAACAUGAACAUAGACAUUACAGACAUACAGUGCAUUCGGAAAGUAUUCAAACCCCUUCCCUUUUUCCACAUUUUGUUACAUUACAGCCUUAUUCUAAAAUGGAUUAAAUAGAAACAUUUCCUCAUCAAUCUACACACAAUACCCCAUAAUGACAAAGCGAAAACAGGUUUUUAGAAAUGUUUGCAAAUGUAUUACCAAUAAAAAACAGCUACCUUAUUUACAUAAGUAUUCAGACCCGUUGCUAUGACUCGAAAUUGAGCUCAGGUUUAACUACAACUAAAGACACAAGUUUACACAUUUAAAUGUUAUAGCAAUCUGAUGCCUGACUGCACAGUUGAUGACGUGGCACGUAACCCUUGGUUGAUGCAAUGCAACGCCUGCGCAUCUAGUCGUGCAGGCACUCGACCAUUGUGUAGUCUGUUUUGAUGACCAUCUUCCUCCCUCCAGGAGGCCCAGGUGAGUGUGGAGGUGGCGGUCCCCCAGCGGUACCACAGGGCUGUGAUGGGUCCUAAAGGCUGCAGGAUCCAGCAGAUCACCAGAGACCACGAGGUGCAGGUCAAGUUCCCAGAGAGAGACGACAAUGCCAACAACACAGCAGGUCAGCCAAGGGGGUCUAGACACCAUUUUACAUCAGUUAACCCCCUAAGGUUGAUGUAUGCCCCCCUGGGGAAAUCGAAUUAGCAUAAAACAACAAUCCCCAUAUAAAUCGGUCAGUUUAAGCUAGAGAUAUCUGUUUUUUUUGCAUUGGCUGCGUCUCAAUCCACCGCAUCCGUCGAUGUCGCACUUCCGCAUCUGCGGUGAAACGUGACCGAGCUAGAGCGGUGUUUCUCAGACCAUGAGACAUCUCUCUAUGGAAAGAUGUGACUCUACCGUUUUGCUCUACGACCCCCACAAGCGUCUUGGGACUCGUCUGAAGUCGGUACAGCCGAUCUGACAACUUCUGUCAGUAGCGUCCGAACAGUUUUGGCUACACACUAAUAUGAUCCCUCUGUGGAAAGGUGAGACUCUCACAAACACGUACACUACCGUUCAAAAGUUUGGGGUCACUUAGAAAUGUCCUUGUUUUCGAAAGGAAAGCAAUUUUUCUGUCCAUUAAAAUAACGUCAAAUUGAUCAGAAAUACAGUGUAGACAUUGUUAAUGUUGUAAAUGGGUAUUGUAGCUGGAAACGGUGGAUUUUUUAAAGGAAUAUCUACAUAGGCGUACAGAGGCCCAUUAACAGCAACCAUCAGUCCUGUGUUCCAAUGGCACGUUGUGUUUGCUAAUCCAAGUUUAUCAUUUUGAAAGGCUAAUUGAUCAUUAGAAAACCCUUUUGCAAUUAUGUUAGCACAGCUGAAAACUGUUGUGCUGAUUAAAGAAGCAAUAAAACUGGCCUUCUUGAGACUAGUUGAGUAUCUGGAGCAUCAGCAAUUGUGGGUUCGAUUACAGGCUCAAAAUGUCCAGAAACAAAUAACUUUCUUCUGAAACUCGUCAGUCUAUUCUUGUUCUGAGAAAUUAAGGCUAUUCCAUGCGAGAAAUUGCCAAGAAUCUGAAGAUCUCAUACAACGCUGUGUACUACUCCCUUCACAGAACAGCGCAAACUGGCUCUAACCAGAAUUGAAAGAGGAGUGGGAGGCCCCGGUGCACAACUGAGCAAGAGGACAAAUACAUUAGAGUGUCUAGUUUGAGAAACAGGCUCCUCACAGGUCCUCAACUGGCAGGUUCAUUAAAUAGUACCCGCAAAACACCAGUCUCAACGUCAACAGUGAAGAGGCGACUCCGGGAUGCUGACCUUCUAGGCAUAGUUGCAAAGAAAAAGCCAUAUCUCAGACUGGCCAAUAAAAAUAAAAGAUUAAGAUGGGCAGUCUGAGAUAUGGCUUUUUCUUUGCAACUCUGCCUAGAAGGUCAGCAUCCCGGAGUUGCCUCUUCAAUGUUGACGUUGAGACUCGUGAUGAGCUCCUGCUCCGGCUCGUCUGGAGACGGGAAGAUGAUGCGAGCGCCCGUCCUGUCCCGCACACGACGGAUGUUGACCCCGCCCUUUCCAAUCAGGAACUUGUGGUACUCCGGCUUGGCCUGCAGCUCCACCGUGAAGUUGUUCACUUGCUGUAAAACGAGCAGAAAGAGGAGAGAAAGAGAGGAAAGGAAAAAGGAGAGGUGUAAGACUCAAAACUUUUGAACGGUAGUGUACAUGUUGUUUGUUUUGCAUUAGGAUGCCCACAGGCCUCACAAGACUCAUCUGAAGGUCCCCCGGUACCAGUUGAAAAAAUGAAUGGAAGAUGCAGUAUAUGGAGACUGUUUAGUGCAAAAAAUAAGGGGUUAAAAACAUGUAAAACGAUAACAAAUGUUUCCUGAUCUUUCUUAUCUCUCAAAAAUAGGACAGACACUUCAAAACAAACUUCCUUUAGAUUUUUGUUUGGGGGGGGGCUAUCUGUUGUUCCAUGUAGUGAAUCUCUUAUUCAAUGCAUUUGUAUUGGUUAAUAGCAAUAAGGCCCCAAAACAAUUGUAAUCAAAACAAAUAUUAACUUUUAAGAAGGCACACCUGUUAAUUGAAAUGCAUUUCAGGUGACUACCUCAUGAAGCUGGUUGAGAGAAUGCCAAGAGUGUGCAACGCUGUCAUCAAGGCAAAGGGUGGCUACUUUGAAGAAUCUAAAAUCUAAAAUAUAUUUUGAUUUGUUUAACACUUUUUUGGUUACUACAUGAUUCCAUAUGUGUUAUUUCAUAGUUCUGAUGUCUUCACCAUUAUUCUACAAUGUAGAAAAUAGUACAAAUAUAGAAAAACCCAUGAAUGAGUAGGUGUGUCCAAAUUUUUAACUGGUACUGUAUAUAUUUGUUUUAUACUUCAAGGGGUCUCAAAAUUCAAAAUGAAAGUGUUCUUGUUGCCAUGGUGACGCCGCAGGUCAGGAGCCCCCUCCCCCUCGGGAGAACGGUGACGCCAGCCCGGAGUCGGAGUUUGUCCUUCGCAAGUGUGACAUCAUCACCAUCUCGGGGCGGACGGAGAAGUGUGAGCUGGCAAAGAUUGCCCUACUGGUAGAAACUGUCGCUUUUCUUUCUAUUUUAAGAUGUUCACUUUUCACAUUCUGUUGGGAGAGGGCUGUGUCCAUAUUCUUUUCUCACUCUCUCUCCUUUCACCCUCCCUCCAGGCUCUGGUCCCAGUCACAGAGGAUGUUAAGGUGUCCUUUGAGCUGCACCGUUACAUCAUUGGUCAGAAGGGCAGUGGCAUCAGGAAGAUGAUGGAGGAGUACGAGGUAUGGCGCUCCAUGUCGCUCCUCUGGUGGACAUAUAGAAUUACAGCACUGCCGUUCAAUCUUUAUUGCCGCACACUGCAUUUGAUCAUCAUAGCACUUUUGUAAAGCAAACUACUGUCAUCCCUGAUUCAAUUCUGCAAAUAAUGUAUAUUUUAGGACAAUAACUCAAACGUUAAAUUGGUCUUGAUCAGAUUGCCAUCAAAGGAUGCCAAAAGCAAUAGUUAUUCUACUGUGCCUGUUCUAAGAAACCAUGGGAAAAUCCGACUAAAUUUGACUCUGUACUGUAACUCCCUGUGUGGAACUGGUGUGUGUAGGUGAACAUCUGGGUGCCCCAGCCGGAGCAGCUGUCAGACGUGAUCAAGGUGACAGGUCAGGUGGCCAACGUAGAGCGGGCCAAGCUAGGCCUGCUGGAGAGGGUCAAAGAACUACAGGCUGAACAGGAGGACAGGGUAGGAACACACGCUAAAUAGGGGGACACACACACACACACACACACACACAGUACUGACUAGUUUCUCUCUCUGUCCCUCCAGGCCUUGAGGAGCUUCAAGGUGUCCAUCUCAGUAGAUCCUAAGUUCCACCCCAAGAUCAUCGGCCGGAAGGGAGCGGUCAUCUCUCAGAUCCGCAAAGACCACGACGUCAUCGUCCAGUUCCCUGAUAAAGGGGACGAACAGCAGGUCAGGAGUGUGUGUGUCUUGCUCUGUUCUGUUGCUCUCUCUCUCUCUUCCACCACUCCCUCUCAUCUUUCCUUUAUCCUUUUUGUGUGUUUGCGGUUCGUCUCUCUCUUCUCGCCCCGCCCUCUUCUCCCUCUGUUCUUUCUCGUGUUCCCAUCCUCUCCCCUCUUGUUCCUACACUCCAUACUUCCCUCCUCCCCCUAAUUCUUCUCUCCAUCUCUUGGGCUGUAUUUCUCAUUUACACAUUCACUCUCUCUUAUUCUCUUUCCCCCUCUUCUCCCAGGAUGUGGUGGUGUCUCUCUCUUUCUCUCUCCCGGAUUCUGAUUGUGUUCUCUCUCAGAUGUAUGUGUCUCCUCUUUUUCCCUACCUCCCAGUUUUCUAUUCUUCUCUCCAGGAUGUGAUGUGUCUCUCUGUUCUCCUUCCCUCUUUAUUCUCUCUUCUCUGUUCUCUCUCCCUGGAUGUGAUGGUGAUCUCUCUCUGUUAUUCUCUCUCCCAGGAUGUGAUGGUGAUCUCUCUCUGUUCUCUCUCCCAGGAUGUGAUGGUGUUCUCUCUCCCAGGAUGUGAUGGUGUUCUCUUCUCUCCCAGGAUGUGAUGGUGAUCUCUCUCUCCCAGGAUGUGAUGGUGAUCUCUCUCUGUUCUCUCUCCCAGGAUGUGAUGGUGAUCUCUCUCUGUUCUCUCUCCCAGGAUGUGAUGGUGAUCUCUCUCUGUUCUCUCUCCCAGGAUGUGAUGGUGAUCUCUGUUCUCUCCCAGAGUGAUGGGUCUCUCGCCAUGUGAUGGUGAUCUCUCUCCCAGGAUGUGAUGGUGAUCUCUCUCCCAGGAUGUGAUGGUGAUCUCUCUCGUUUCUCUUCCCGGAUUGAUGGUGAUCUCUCUCUGUUCUCUCUCUCCCAGGAUGUGAUGGUGAUCUUCUCCCAGAUGUGAUGGUCUCUCUCCCAGGAUGUGAUGGUGAUCUCUCCUCUGUUUUCUCUCUUCCCCUCCCAGUUGAUGUGAUGUCUCUGUUUCUCUCCAGGAUUGAUGUGAUCUCUCUGUUUCUCCCAGAUGUCUCUCUUGUUCUCUCUCCCAGGAUGUGAUAGUGAUCUCUGGGUAUGAGCGUAACACCGAAGAGGCGCGGUCAGCCAUAGAGCUGCUGGUGUCAACGCUGCAAGAGAUGGUCAGCCACGACGUGCACCUGGACCCCCGCACACACGCACGCAUCAUCGGGGCCCGCGGCAAGGCCAUCCGCAAGACCAUGGAAGAGUUCAAGGUACGGGUGUGAGGGGGUGAUUGAACACCAGGGUAAAUUAAGGUGUCACAGGUACACACACAACAUUGCAACACACAACCAACAUACACAUUACAAAAAAAGGUUUUUACUUUUUGUUGUAGUACCUCUGGGAAUCAGUUUAACUCUUAUUUUGAAAUGUUAACAACUACAGUAUGUUGUGGAUGCAAAUUAAGGCGUGUUUGUGUCACACUCUGACAUGGCAUGGUUUGGUUUCCCUCCUCUGUCCUGUGUGUGUUUAGGUGGACAUCCGGUUUCCCCAGCCGGGUUCAGAGGACCCAGGCAGGGUGACAGUGACUGGACUACCAGAGAUUGUGGACAACGCCAUAGACCACCUACUCAAUCUGGAGGAGGAAUAUGUGAGUGACGGAGGGAUGGAUGGAUACAAUUAUGAAUAUAUGGAGAAAGCAUGAGAAACUGUAUCUCUGCCUAUGCCACCAUGCAAAGUCUUUCGAUGACAAUGUCUCUCUCUCUCUCUCUCUCCCCAUCUCCCUCUCUCUCUCUUCCUGCUACUUCUUAUUUUACUACUUCCAUCUCUCCAUCAUCCCAUGCUAGAUGUUGAGUGUGACAGAGACCGAGACGAUGGCUGCCUACAUGAAGCCCCCGUCCCGCUAUGGAGGUGGGAGAGGCGGAGGGGGUGGCGACAACAGCGGGGGGGCGGCCAAGGGCUUUGUGGUACGGGACGCCCCCUGGAACGACAAGGUGCGUGUCUGAUUCUUGUCAUUAUACUCUGUCAUCAUCAUCAUCAUCAUGUAGGCCUAUAUCUUUGUCCCCUCAUCAUUAAGUUGUUCUAACGUUGUGUUGUUGUGUGUCUCAGGCUCCUGAUAUGAGCAGUGCUGAGGACUUCCCAACCUUCGGCGCUGGCCUGGCCCCUAAACAGACCUCCGCCUGGGGUCCCAAGAAGUUUUGAGAAGAGAGGAGAGAGGAGAGGGAGAGAACAAACACUGGACAAAUCGAUACUCGCCUUCACCCCUCCGCUUCUCUCGCAGCUAUUACCCUCAACCAACAACCCAGGAAGGCCAGAGGAAAAAAGAGCACAUCCCCCGCUCCCCAUCUCUCUCUCUCUCUCCUCCAUCCCUCUCUCUCUCUUCCAUCCCCCUCUCCCCAUCUCUCUCUCUCUCCUCCAUCCCUCUCCCCUCCAUCCCUCUCUCUCUCUCUCCUCCAUCCCUCUCUCUCUCUCCUCCAUCCCCCUCUCCUCUCUCUCGUCAACAUACAGUGAGGGAAAAAAGUAUUUGAUCCCCUGCUGAU
Molecule: messenger RNA, 17351 nt
Organism: Coregonus sp. 'balchen'
Lineage: Eukaryota; Metazoa; Chordata; Actinopteri; Salmoniformes; Salmonidae
Source: the annotation of a GenBank genome assembly